Danaus chrysippus (African queen) is the source of this 2883-nucleotide messenger RNA. NCBI's taxonomy places the organism in Eukaryota, Metazoa, Arthropoda, Insecta, Lepidoptera, Nymphalidae. The record is from the annotation of a GenBank genome assembly.
AUGUGUGAUGAUAUAGUUCAUCACAUGACCAGUAUACUGAGCACGGCCCUGAGGAAGGGCGGCAGUAUACUCAGUUACCCUCAAAGGAUGUGCAACUUCAUUGUGCACGAACGAUGCGUGGGGCAGGUGGUGACGCCGUGCUGCGGGGUGGCGCCGAGCCUUAUCAAGAAUCCCGUGGCUCAUUGUUGGUCGGAACCAACUCACCACAAACGGAAGUUCUGCACGGUGUGCAGAAAACGGCUUGACGAACUACCAGCUUUACAUUGUAUGAUAUGCGAGUACUACGUCCACGGCGAGUGCGUGGACUUCGCGGCGGCGGACUGCAAGGAGAACGCGACCUACUGCGCCGGCAGCGAGCCGCGGCACGUACAUCACUGGCGGGAGGGAAACCUGCCCGCCAACAGCAAGUGUGCCGCGUGCCGCCGCGCCUGCUGGUCCACGGAAUGCCUUACAGGCUACCGCUGCGAGUGGUGCGGCAGCACGUGCCACGCCGGGUGCCGCGCCCUGAUCCCGGAGGAGUGUAACUUCGGCGCGCUGCAGCCCAUCUUCCUGCCGCCGUCCGCGGUGUCCAUUCCUCGCACGGAGGUCCCGAUGGAAGCCAUCAUCGGCGUACACGUGCGGCCGCCUCCAUCGCAGCGCGACUUCGGAUGCCCGCGGCGGCGCGGCGGCUGGGCGCCGGCGAGGCUCGUGACGCUGGCUCGCCGCCUGCUACCGGCCGCCUGCAGCCCGCAUGGCGGCGCUUCGCCCCCCUACUCCAGAGCUCGCAGUGUCAGCGAGGAGUUCAGCUCGGGCUGCGAGGGCCGCUCGGGCUCCGGUGGCGGCUCCACGGGCGCUCCGGCCGACCAGGACCACCGGCCGGACCAUAAACAACAUCGAGACCGCACACCCGACGACAGGGAUGAAGAGGUAGUGAAGGUGUACGACGGCGAGGCUGCGUGGUCUCGCAGGUUGUACCGGCCGGUGGUGGUGGGGAGGAACUUCAGCGAACGCGAGCUGGUGGCGGCCGCCCUGCGCGCCUUCCACGUGGCUCGCGACCCCGAGCAGUUCGAACUGACGGACGCACUCGCGGGGGACGAGCCGCCGCUGAAGGACCCCACCCCACUGGCCAGGGUCACACGCCUGCCCAACAAAAGACCAGCUCUCUUCCUACGAUUCAAGGAGGGUGAGUCCGGUGGAGGCACGGUGCGUGUGUACCCGGGGCGUGUGGCGGGCGCGGGGGACGCGUUCGUGACGGUCCCGUGUAACGGAGAGGACGCGGUGGCCGACCUCAUGGCCGCGGCCUUGGAGCGCUUCGGAUUAGAUCCCGGGAACGCCACCAAUGAUUACCGCUGUUCGGAGAUACUGUUAGAUCGAGGAGUAUCGGAGCGUGUGUUGGAGGAAUCUGAGCGUCCGUGGCGUAUCGUGGUCCGGUUGGCGCGCGAGUCAGUCCGUCGUAUGGAGCUGGCUCGGUUCUACCUCCAGCCCCGCGCGGACCCUCACGGGCCGACGCUCGCGCUGUUCGUAGCCUCGCUACCACCGGGACUGUCUGAGAGGAACUAUGAGAACAUCUUGGUGGAGUUCCUCGGAGCCGAGAACAAGUUCACAUCGAUCGGUCCCAUCUACUACGAGUACGGGUCUAUGGUGAUCACGUACGAGGACGCGAGCAAGGCCGUGCGCGCCUUGUACGCUCUGAGAGAGGCGCGCUAUGAAGAUAAGCAUUUAUUAGUUAUGUUAUUACCGAGCAUCGAGCCAUCCAUGGUCCCGGCGGGCGUGAAGCCGCUGUUAGUGUUCGUGAACGUCAAGUCGGGAGGCUGUCAGGGCCUCGAGCUUAUAUCCUCGUUCCGCAAGCUCCUCAACCCUUACCAGGUGUUUGAUCUGGAGAACGGCGGCCCUUUACCUGGGUUGUACGUGUUCCGUCACAUCCCCAACUACAAGAUCCUGGUGUGUGGAGGGGACGGCACCAUCGGCUGGGUGCUGCAGUGUCUGGACAAUGUAGGCCAAGACUCGCAGUGCUCCAACCCGCCGUGUGCCAUCGUACCGUUAGGAACAGGUAACGACCUAGCUCGUGUGCUCCGCUGGGGCUCAGGUUACGCUGGUUGCGAGGAUCCUCAGUCUCUGUUGCGUGACGUCAUCGAUGCAGAAGAAAUCCGCCUCGACCGAUGGACCGUGGUGUUUCACCCCGAGGACAAGCAGGACGAACCCAAAGAACUCUCCAAACAACUGCCUGGCUCGCAGAGCGAAGACAACUCUCAGAUCCUCGUAAUGAACAACUACUUCGGUAUCGGCAUAGAUGCGGACCUUUGUUUAGAUUUCCAUAACGCACGCGAAGAGAAUCCUAAUAAAUUCAACAGCAGGCUCCGUAACAAAGGCGUGUACGUUAAGAUGGGUCUCCGUAAGAUGGUCGGUCGUAAGAUGUGCAAGGACCUGCACAAGGCCGUCAAGCUCGAGGUGGACGGCAAGCCGGUCGACCUGCCCGCUGUAGAGGGCAUUAUAAUUUUAAAUAUACUUAGUUGGGGUUCAGGCGCUAACCCGUGGGGUCCGGAGAAGGACGAUCAGUUCAACAAGCCCAACCACUGGGACGGGAUGCUGGAGGUGGUGGGCGUCACCGGGGUCGUGCACCUCGGACAGAUACAGUCCGGACUGCGGGGCGCCAUGAGAAUAGCACAGGGGGGUCAUAUUAAGAUUAAUCUAAAAAGCGAGAUUCCGGUACAAGUAGACGGCGAGCCGUGGGUCGCGGCCCCCAGCGAGGUGGUCGUGCUCAAGUCAGCGCUCAAGGUAAGUGACGCUACGGGGUCGAUGGGGGGCCUGAUACUACCCGGGGGCCUUUACAUCACGCAUAGACUAGGCUACCAGAAGCGGGGGCUUCACGCUCCCGUUAAGUGUUUUGAUAGUUGUGGUGUGUAA